Molecule: messenger RNA, 372 nt
Organism: Gongylonema pulchrum
Lineage: Eukaryota; Metazoa; Nematoda; Chromadorea; Rhabditida; Gongylonematidae
Source: the annotation of a GenBank genome assembly
AUGCUAUUUAAUCCUCAUUUGUUGCUGCUGAUUUUCAAGAAUGUGGCUGAUAUCAAGAAGCUGCAAGGUGUUGGCAUUUGCACCAUCAAAGGAAUCAUGAUGACCACAAAGAAGCGUCUCUGCGAUAUCAAAGGCCUCUCGGAGGUAAAAGUUGAUAAAAUCAAGGAAAUCGCAUCCAAACUCUCGAACAAUGGUUUUAUCACUGCACUGGAGGUGUCGGAAAGAAGAAAGCUCUGUUAUCGGAUCACCACAGGAAGUCGAGAAUUGGAUAAAUUGCUGGGAGGUGGCAUCGAAAGUCAGGCAAUCACUGAAGUUUUUGGUGAAUUUCGCACCGGCAAAACACAACUAUCGCAUACGCUUUGCGGUAAAUGA